GUUUUUCACGGAUGGCGCCAGCGUCGAAACAAGGUGUUUUUUACACAGCAACUAGCAAGAGAGCGACUUUUUUUACCAACGAGCAGCAGUUCCGUGGGCGGCUGUAGACAGAGACGGUCGACGUCGACAACAGUUCGAGGAGACGAGCAACUCUCCGCUUCGGUGACUUCUGCUGUCCUGGCGUUGUCUCGACGGGCUCGUUUACCCGAUGAUGCUUCGCUUGUGUCAUCUGCGCGCGUAGUAUAGGAAUAGAUACAACUGCUGUAGCUCCAUUGUACGAGGGGUCACGCGUCUUGGAGCAGGACUCCUGUGUGUGACAGUAGUGCAGAGAGGAGAGAGAGAGAGAGACUUGUGUCGUUGUCUCUUGAUUUUUAUUGUUUUGCGUGUGCUGUGCUGCUACGUCGUCGCAAUCGAGAGAAGACUUCGCUGAACUUCGAGGUUAUUUUUAGUAGAAUCUCUCUCGCUCUCUUUGUAUAAAGUCUCUCCUCUGUGGGGAUGUGAUUGUUCCCCAGACAGAAGCGUUUUCCCUUUGUUUGGCAUCUCGGGAGAGAGAGAGAGAGAGAGAGAGAGAGAGAGACUCACAAUAGAUUCCGUGGCAUGUACACACGUGCACACUGAGUCAAAAACCUGUUCUUCCAACAAAGAAGACUAUGCAGAUUGCCUGAUCAUUAAGGUCUCGGCUGUAAGUUGUCGUUUCCUAGCUGCCUUGGUUAUCCUCAAGAUAGUGAAGAGUUGAUCCCCAGAAUGGCACGAGAGCCAAUCACGCUGAAUGUAUAUGAUAUGUACUGGAUUAAUGAGUACACAACUCCAAUGGGCUUGGGAGUAUUUCAUUCAGGAGUUGAAAUAUAUGGAACUGAGUAUGCAUAUGGAGGCCAUUCUCUUCCAAUGACUGGCAUUUUCGAAAUUCAACCCAAAACAGCUGAAGAAUUAGGAGAGCAAUUUAGAUUUAGGCAAUCUGUUCACAUUGGCUAUACAGACUUCACUGAAGAAGAUGUUUCUCGAAUAAUCGCUGAACUAGGCAAAGACUUCAGAGGAGAUCGUUAUCAUCUAAUGAAUAAAAACUGCAACCACUUUAGCAGCCAAUUCACUCAGAUACUCUGUGAUCAGGAGAUCCCGGGCUGGGUAAAUCGAUUAGCUUACUUUAGUUCCUGCGUGCCGUUUCUCCAGCGUUGCCUGCCCAAGGAGUGGCUGACCCCGGUCGCCCUCAGGCAUUCGCUUAGCCACGUCAGCCAUAACGGCAGUACGCCGCCCUCAGAUUCCUCCUUGUAACAUACGCAGCAAGCCCACCGGCCCUACCGGCGCCGUGGGCAGUAUCACGACGUCGACGACGAUGACGACUACGAGGAUGAAGAAAGCGCUACCGCCUCGUGCAGUCGAAGUCACACUUUUUAAGGCUUGUCUUCGUUAGGUGGGCUUGAAUUUAAGUUCGUGCAAAAAACUUUUAUGAUAACCAGGGGAGUUAGACGUGUCGACGUGUGGAUUCUUCCGACAUUUUGUAGAUGUACGUUUGUAUAAAUGAUGGUGAUAUACUGUUACGAUAAAUCCAUGGUUUUAAGAGGAUUGUAUCUUAUUGCUGGCUUUGACUGCAACCACAGUGAAAGAUCGUUAUUGAAGUGAUCCUGCAAUGCUCAAUUUUAAAGUGGAAAUUCUUGCUUGAAAGUGUACGGAAUGAUAGUGACGGUAUCUUAUUAUCAUCAAUAUAAACGACAGAAAAGAAAAAUUGUCAGUAAAUAGUAUCUUCUUAUAAUAAUACAAAUAAUAAAGAAACGCGCGUGCGACAGUUGUGAGACGUGACCGAAGAGUUUAAUCAUGCGGAGAAGUGGCAGUAAGUUACGACCAACUGUUUGGACUUGAGAUUUAAAAUCAGAAUAUAAAUUUCAGAAGGCAAAGAUACGAUACGAUAUGAAAUUGCGUAUAUUAAGAUGUUUAGAAUCGAGUACAAAAAAUCUUUAUUCUUACAGAAUUAUUAACAAAGAAUAAGAUAUGUAUAUCUGGAAAUUGCAACCUAAUGUAUUAAGUUAGAACUGAAUCAUAAUCCCUCCAAGGUUGAUACAUUACAUUUUUAUCUUUUUGAGCAACAAAAAUAAAUAUAUUUUUAUAGCCAAAAUUUGUAUGCGUACAUAAAUUUUAUCUUUCUUUGAAACAAACAAAAUAAUAAUUGAACAUAACCAGAUAUUAUUUCUGCUUAGCUUAUUUUUAGGAACAAUGAUCUCAGUAAAUUAAAAUGAUUCAUUGAGUUUAGACAAGAAUAACUUACUGCCAUUUCGUUUUGUAAUUAUAAAUAAAUAAAGCCUAGAAUUUGUGAAGGCGUGUCGGUAAAUAAUUGCAAGGUAAAUUAAACUGAGAGAAUUGCCUUCCUUGUAACAUUACUCUUAUACAUUUAGACAGUGAUAAAAGUAAUUAUUACAAAUAUACAUAAAAAUAUAAAUAUAGCGGAUAAUUUGUUGGGAAAUGCAAUUUGAUACUGUAAUAACACGGAGAGAAAGUGAAGAAGAUAUGCAAGAGCAAACCUUAAGAGGAGACUGAAAAUAAAACACAAUUUGAGUAACGAUCGACGUUUACGAGCAAAAUUUUGAAGGUAUCAUCAUCUAAAUUAUCAAAUACAAUAAAAAGUUAAUUGUAUUAAUUUUUCGCGUUUUUGCCUCACUUAAAAUUUAGUGCAUUGUUCUUUUUUUAUUUCCGGUUAUAAAAUUGUUCAUUUUAAAAAUUAUUUUUUAAAUUAAAAGUUUGAAAAUAAUUGAUGAUCAUGACUAUUAUUACGUAAAUUGCACAAGAAGUGCAAAAUUAGUUUUUACUGAUUUACGGUUUAUUAAGAGUGGAUUGUUUUUAUGAGGUGAUUUAAAAGAAGGAGCCAGAAAAAAAUACUUGACCACUGAUUCCGAAUAGCAUUCAGUACAUGUAUUGUAUUUAAAAGUUGCUAGGAAGAUAAGUAAUUUAAAUCUGAACUUCUACGUUUUUAACCUAGAAAAACUUGUAUAAUAUUAAACUAUUUUAAUACGUUGAUUCAUAUAAUUCCGUAAAUGUAAAAUAGUAUAUAAAUUUUAAUUAGUACGUAUUUGGCUAAUAAUAAUAUUUCAAUAAUAUUUAAAAGCUACUUCUUUCAAGUGUUUGCAGUCACAUAAAGUAAACAUUUUUUACUAUUAGGAAAUCGUUAAUUAAACUUAUAAUUUGUUUUAGCUUAUUAAAUAGACAAAUUUUUACUGCUAUCGAUAUUAAAAUUAUAUCUUACUUCUAUAGUAAUAAAAUUCUAAAUCAGAAUUUUGUCGUAUAACGUUGGGAAUUUAAAAACAUAUAGUAUGUGCUCAAGUAUUUGUACUUGCGUUAGUGGUCGCAUAAAUUACUUCUUUGCUUAGCUCUGGAUGUAAAUAAUUAUUGAUUCUCCGUGGCAAAAUAAUAAUAUAUAACAAUAAAUACAGAUUAAGAAGACAAAAAUACGACAAAUAUCACGAGACGUACGGAAGGAAAUUUAAUUAUGACAGCAUAAAAAUACACACGCACGUAGUCGUUACAUGUUUUGGAUAUCGAUUAAAGUACUUAGGGAAAGUUUCUGUGAUGACUGCCCGAAAGAUUAUCAAUUACUUUGCUGAUGCCUUCUUGUUAUAAAAAAAAAUCUUUCAGCUUUGCGAACAUUUUGAAAGAUUCGAACUUUGUAGCUUUCCUUUAGCUGGAUCUGUUGAAAAGCGGAUGAAAAAUACAAAGUAGAACUUAUCGCAAUGAGAAUCCAUUAAUUGAAAUUAUUGUAUAUGAAACAAAAGAACCUAUCACAUAUUUACUGAUCACUAUGUCGUGAUCGCAGCCAAUUUGGAUCUAAAAAGCGCCAGCAUUAAUUAUGUACAACCAUUAUUGCAUACAAACCACAUACCGCCGUGCGAAUCCGCGAUACCUGCAUUUAUAUUUGAUUUUAGUAGGAUAAAAGAUAUGAAGAAGUUGAAUAAAUUCAACGUAGGUAGAACAAUUUUUUACGUAUAUUAUAUAAAUAUAUAUUAGUUACGUAUACCGCGUGUCACGUCUCUGAAUAUGUAGUUCAUUACCAAAGUUAUAAUUCAAAAUUAUUAAAAAAAAAAAGAAUAAACAAACGUGUAUUGGCGGUCCCACGGGGCAGGCACGAUGUUAUAAUUGUUAUAAUAUGAGGAAAGCGUCAUAUAACUUAGGUAAUUAAUAUGAAAAUUUUUAAAAGAGUUCACAUGGCACUUCUCAGCUGGAAACAGUUUUAAUCGACGAAGGCUUUUUCUAAGUACGCCGAUUGCUGAUUGUUUUAUUACACGCAUAUCAAGUUCGAAGAUUAAUGCAGCGUUUUUCAAUAUUAUAGUGCUACAGUUCGAUAAUUGUACUUACGUUGUCGGGUCCGUUACGCUUUUAAUGAGAAUAUUUAUGAAAGCUUACAUACUGUCAAGGCCUAAGAAUUUUCAUUUUGAAAGGUUUUAAAUCGUUCUGUUCGCAUAAUAUCGUACCUUUUGAUAUACAUAUACAUGUAGAAACCGUGCUUAGAAAUCGCCGACGUUGUCAUACUUAGAGCUGCAAUUGAAAUCUUUUAACAAUCGACAGAGGUUUACAUAUGUAAUAUUUUAGUGCCAAUCUUAAAGCGUUUGUAGUUUUGUUUGACAAAUUAUUCUCGGGAUAUAUCAUAUCGAAUGCUCCGCUACUUUUAUAUUUUGUCUUAUAUACUAUUAUUAUUAUUUUUUUUAAUACCAACUCUUCAUUUGCGAAGCAUUAUUUGCAAUCUCGCUUGCGUUGUGGUUUUUCCGAGAAUCCAUUUCCAAGUUUGCAUGUGUGUGUGUGUAUAUAUAUAUACAUAUAUAUAUAUAUAUAUAUAUAUAUAUAUAUAUAUACAUAUACAUAAUAUACACAUACAUACAUACUUAUACGUUCAACAAAAAUCUUUGUUUUUUUCAGAGCACAUAUAAACGUCGAUAUUGUCACUUGACUUGUCGUACGAAGUACAAUUGCUACACUUGUACAGUUUAUUCUUAUGUCUACGACGCAAUAAUGUUAUUGUUCGCUAUUCGCAAAUGUUAAAAUUGUGUUAACGAGACGUAGAAUCAAAUUUAUUGCAAGUAGAUAUGGUAAAUGUAAAAUCAAUAAUUAUAGAUUUCUGUUGAAGUGUGUAUUAUACGUAUAGUCUCGAAUUUUUUGGUAUGCUUAACAUUAAAUAUCUUUAGUUUAGAGUGUUUUUUUCGUCAAAAAGUAGAGCCGAAUUUUAAACAUAUAUUGUCAAAUUUUUUAAAUCUCGUUGCUAAAAAUCACACGAAAAUAAUUUUGUAUUUACUUUAAUAUAAAUAAAUAAACUUAUAUUCAAUAAUAAACUUUUAAGUCCUUAGAAAUCAAGUUAAUGUUUUACGUAAAUGUUAGUCCUCUGCCUGAUUAAUAUGUUUAUGCUCAGUAUUAUAAGUAGAAAAAUGGAAAAAUACUUACGUUGGCUCUCCGAUGAAUUGAAUUAUUUACAUGAACUUCCGUUUUUAUGUUACGCGCACAAAAAUUAAUGUAUUGACCGAAUUCAGUAACUGAUCAAGUAUUAUAUAAAUAUUUAUGUGAAAAUUUAUGUUUUCUUAUACAAUAUGUGCAUGUAUUUGCAUCCAAUGAGUGAUGAUGAAAUAAAAUAUAAGGCAUGAGUUUUUUAUCGAAA
Nasonia vitripennis (jewel wasp) is the source of this 5623-nucleotide messenger RNA. RefSeq names its product deubiquitinase DESI2. The coding region runs from base 745 to 1269 and encodes 174 amino acids. Gene Ontology annotation, biological process: protein deubiquitination. Gene Ontology annotation, molecular function: deubiquitinase activity. The transcript is spliced from 6 exons. NCBI's taxonomy places the organism in Eukaryota, Metazoa, Arthropoda, Insecta, Hymenoptera, Pteromalidae. The record is from RefSeq and is a predicted model, not a curated record.